AAAAGCCUUAUUAGUCAAGUAUGGUCUAAAGCCCAAACUAAUGUGUGUAUGGUUUAAAGCCCAUAUAAAUGAAACUCGAAAAGCAAUAUUUUUCCAGCCUCUUUGCCCCAUUUUUUAGGCCCCACUUUUUAUCUCUUGAUCAGACACAGAAGGCCCUUUCCCAUCAAUAAGGACAAAUCAACCCUUCAUGGGCCCAUACUCAUCCUCCAAUUGGCCCAAUUCCAUGUUUGUGGCCAGAAAUCAAUACCACAAAAUUGCCUGGACAAGGCAGAAAAAACAAUCGCAGAAACACCAACAUAUGAUAAUGGAUUAUGGAUGUGGUUCCUUAUCCCAAACCCACUUCCCAGAUUUCACUGCAUCCACCAUUGACAGCUCAGCCACCUUCUCUAACCCACCAUCACCGCCAACCAUCACGCACCAACGCCACCAAUGGACGCUCUCUCAGUCAAUCGAUCUCUCUCUAGCCUCAAACUCAGAACCAUAACCAUCCCUUCUUCUUUUCCCUCCCAACAGCAACAACUCGCCCUCAAACCAAACCAUGGCACCCGAAUCUUCACCGUCUAUGCCAUCCAAAACCAAGAAAAAGACCUCCAAGAAACUCAGGAAACGCUUCCGAGAAACAACGCCGACGACGAGUCGUACGGUGAAGUCAAUAAGAUCAUCGGUAGCAGAGCGGUGGGAGGUGGGGCAGCCAUGGAGUACUUGAUCGAGUGGAAAGACGGGCAUGCCCCUUCCUGGCUCCUGUCGGAUUACAUAGCUAAGGAUGUGGUGGCGGAGUACGAGAGUCCGUGGUGGACCGCAGCCAAGAAAGCCGACGAGACGGCUCUCCAGCGGCUCGCCGAGGAGGAAAUGCGUGACGUGGACGCCGUGGACCAAGAUGGGCGGACCGCGCUUAUUUUUGUUUCCGGGCUCGGAUCCGAGCCGUGUGUCAAGCUCCUAGCCGAAGCCGGCGCGAACCUUGACCAUCGCGAUAGCAGCGGCGGCUUGACGGCUCUUCAUAUGGCGGCUGGGUAUGUUAAGCCGGGUGUUGUUAAGGUGUUGCUGGAGCUUGGUGCGGACCCGGAGAUUGAAGAUGACAAGGGACGUGCGCCGUUGGAUUUGGCGAAAGAGAUCUUGAAGGUUACGCCUAAAGGAAACCCCGUGCAAUUUGCAAGG
Molecule: messenger RNA, 1155 nt
Organism: Corylus avellana
Lineage: Eukaryota; Viridiplantae; Streptophyta; Magnoliopsida; Fagales; Betulaceae
Source: RefSeq, a predicted model, not a curated record